AUUGAUUGAGAGUAUCAUAGGAUAAAAAGGGAUACACAACUGGUAUUGCGUUAUUAUCAAUUGAGGUCGUUUCGCUGUCUACAAUCUAAAUUGUGCAACAGAAUGUCGCGAACAAAAAUCAUCUGUUUCCUUUGCUGCUCUAUUAUAAUGAUGAACAUUGCAAUAACAGCUUGUCAAGCCACAACGUCAGUGCCACCAAUAUGUGAAAACACUAUUUUAGAUGAAAUGCCCCAACGGAUAAGAAAAGUGUGCGCAGCUCUAGAAAAUUCGAAUCAGUUCGCAGAGGCGCUCAACGCAUAUAUUCGAAAAGAAGCAGCAGGUGUUCGGCAAGGGAGAGCUGAAUGCGCUCCUGUAUCAGGGAGAAGAUUUACUAGCGCCCAGCAGUAAUGGAAAACGAACUGAUGUGGACCAUGUGUUUUUACGAUUUGGACGGAGACGCUAAUUGUAUCCCAUGAUGCAAUUCCAGCUGAUUGAGUAGUUUAUUCUUCAUGGUUCAGAAACAAAUUUGAUUUUGUUUGAUCAAAGUGGAUGAUUUCGAUUUUAUGAUUGGAUACAUUUAAUUAGUAUAUUUCUAUACCUUGUGACCAUUUUGAAUAUGUGAUGUGUAAAUUUAAAAGACAAUUAUUCCAUAGGAUAUAAUAAGAGGCCCCCAGUGUUAUUUUGCUUUAUAAUUAAAAAUGGUUUAAUAUAUGUAUAUUCCAUUCCCGAAUAAUGCUAUGAAAAUAUCAACUUCAAUGCAAUAAAUAUCAAAA
Messenger RNA from Topomyia yanbarensis, 752 nucleotides. RefSeq names its product dromyosuppressin (gene Ms). NCBI's taxonomy places the organism in Eukaryota, Metazoa, Arthropoda, Insecta, Diptera, Culicidae. The record is from RefSeq and is a predicted model, not a curated record. The transcript is spliced from 4 exons. The coding region runs from base 103 to 387 and encodes 94 amino acids.